UUUACCGAAAGAACCAAGAAUAUUAAUCACUGCAGUCACGAAAGCUUUAACUCGAAAUGUAAAUAUUAUUGUGUUUGUUAAUGGGAUGGGGGCACGCUGUGGUUCAACGCAGGAGGAGGAUGAUGAUGAUGAGGCGUGGCAUGGCCGUGCAGGCGCAGUGCUUCGCGCACCGAAUCGCUUAAGUCACCAUGCCAGCUAAGAAUCGAUUGAUUUUCUGAGCUAAUUUGUUACUGUCUUGUUUAGUCUCGUUAAUUCCGGGUGCCCAAACGUACCAUUCUCCAGCGUACACACACGUGCACCCAGGGAGGGUGUUUAAUAAGAUAUGAUGUCUUCUUGGGCGCGGAUUUUGUUUGAUGCAUGAAUCGAAAAAAGCGAAUCAAUGGAAUGGAUUCGCUGGAAUGUUGGGAGCGUCACGAAGUUGCUCAACGUGAACCGGACGGAGGUCGGAGAGUCGCAGUGCAGAGCUCACGAGCAGCGUCUCUUGGUACCAUGAGGAUCAUGCUUCUGGGCUUGGUCUUGCUGCUGAUGAGCCCCAUUGGCAAUGCAGACCCACACCCUCGCAAGCCCAAUUUUGUGUUGAUGAUGGCCGACGAUCUGGGAAUAGGAGACGUUGGCUGUUAUGGAAAUAACACCAUUAAGACCCCUAAUAUUGACCGUCUCGCCCAAGAAGGAGUCAAGCUGACUCAGCACAUUGCUGCUGCUUCACUGUGCACCCCAAGCCGAGCGGCGUUUCUCACUGGGCGUUACCCUGUCCGCUCUGGAAUGGCUUCAAGUGGAUAUUUGCGUGUUUUCAUUUUCAAUGCCAAUUCCGGAGGUCUUCCCACAAGUGAAAUUACAUUCCCCAAAUUGUUAAAGGAGAAGGGCUAUUCCACUGCGAUAAUAGGAAAGUGGCACCAGGGGCUGAACUGUGACGUGGCAGGAGAUCACUGCCAUCACCCGCUGAGCCAUGGAUUUGACUAUUUCUAUGGAAUGCCGAUGACAAACCUACGGGACUGCAAGCAAGGGGAAGCCAGUGUGAUAAUCGCAGGAAGCUCCAAGUUAGCCAUAUCUCUUGCUACCUUCUCCCUGCCACUUCUGCUUGCCCUACUCCUUUCCCAUUGGGCAGGGCUUGUGCGCAUUCCGAGAACCAUAUGGUUCGCUCUCGGUGUACUUUUGGUGAGCGUCAUUGGACUUAUUGUGUUCACCAUUAGUCACACACGGAUGCUAAACUGCAUUCUGAUGCUGAACCACGAGGUCAUUCAACAACCGCUUGUGUUGGAAAACCUUACGCAGAGGAUUGUUUCCCAAGCCAUUGGCUACAUUGACAGGAACCGCGAUGGCCCCUUCAUGCUGUUCUUGUCAUUUGUCCACGUCCACACGGCGCUGUUCGCCGCCAAGCGGUUCCACGGAACGAGCAAGCACGGUUUCUACGGCGACAACGUGCACGAGAUGGACUGGGCGGUUGGUGAGGUAGUUAACCACCUGGAGAAGCUGGGACUCAGUGACAACACCCUCGUGUACUUUACAUCAGACCAGGGCGGACAUUUGGAAGAGAUUAGUAACUCUGGAGAUGUGGAAGGUGGAUGGAAUGGUAUUUAUAGAGGUGGGAAGUCGAUGGGUGGUUUUGAUGGUGGAAUUCGUGUGCCUGGAGUCCUUCGAUGGCCAGGAGUGCUCCCUGCGAGUGUCCAAGUGGACCACCCCACCAGCCUCAUGGACAUAUACCCAACAGUGCUGUCACUGGCUGGAGCCAGUCUACCAGAGGGCAGGGUGAUCGAUGGGAAGGACCUGCUGCCCCUGCUGCUGGGAAAUCGGAGCUACUCGGAGCACGAGUUUCUCUUCCACUACUGUGGCACACACCUCAAUGCCGUGCGCUGGGUGCCUCGCGACAGCCAGCUCAUCUGGAAGGUGCAUUUCUUUUCGCCGAUCUUUUUUCCUGCCGGAAGCAAUGGAUGUUACAACACGGUCAUUUGCCACUGCCACGGCAGCUUUGUGCAGACACACGACCCCCCACUGGUCUUCGAGAUGCAAAGCGAUCCUUCAGAGAGCUCCCCUUUGGCCGUCACAAGCGCCGCUGUCCAGGAGGUGCUGGCUGUGGUCCAGAGGGCCGUGUCCUCGCACCAACAGAGUCUCACGCCGGUGCCCAGCCAAUUCUCCUUAAACAACUUGCUCUGGAAGCCCUGGCUGCAGCCUUGUUGUGGCUUUCUUCCAUCGUGUGGCUGUGACAACGAUGCGACCCUCCCGCAUGAAUAAACAUGCCAGUGGAAGGGGAAUUUAAUGAAAAUUAUUUGUUUGAUCAGUUAUCACAUUUGCCUUCAAACGCACUGGUACUCUACAACAUUUUAUUUAAUUUACCAUCAAUAUUACCGCUGUCCAGGUAUUGGGAUCCUAGGAUAGAAUAUGCAUUACAAAUGUUUAUUAUUGUUAUAAUGGGACGUGCCCAAUGGCAUGUCUACCGAGAAGAGAGAGCGAUGAAAUAAGUGUGUGUGUGCAGGUGCUGGGUGGAUUGUUAUAUCACAAGAUCGUGUGAGGUAGCGUUGGCUUGGGGCGGCCUUCAUCCAGCAGUGGAUUGACCAUGGCUGAUGGAGACAGUGGAUAUUUUCAGUCGUUUCGAUGGCAGUCUUAUAUGACUCUUGAGAGAUGUUUUCUCAAACGGGUUUCUGAAACAUUUGUACCUCAAAGAGUUACUGUUUGUGCACAUAUUCUUUGGGUCUUUCGGUAAAGCCAUGUAGAUAGAAAAAAAAUCAAAAUAAUAACAAUAUCACGACGUUUCGAUCGCAACAUAAGCAAUUGUCUUCAGGUGAAAAAAGAGGGGGAAA
Molecule: messenger RNA, 2795 nt
Organism: Petromyzon marinus (sea lamprey)
Lineage: Eukaryota; Metazoa; Chordata; Hyperoartia; Petromyzontiformes; Petromyzontidae
Product: steryl-sulfatase-like
Molecular function (GO): arylsulfatase activity
Source: RefSeq, a predicted model, not a curated record